UUAUCAUAGAGGAGCCGUAUGAAGCUAAGGUUUCAUGUACGGUUUUGCAAUAGCGGUGGGAGCUGUGAUGUUAUUAUCGACUAUGAUUAUCUAACAGUUCAAGUACAGUUGAUAUAGUAGAAGCACAGCCAAAAUAUGGUUUUUUUGAUGGAAUCUUUGGCGUCAGCCUAUAGGCUUUCUAGUUUUUAGAAUUUCUUCUUUGGCCGAAUGUGAAAGAUUACCCAGAGGGGGAAUUAGUUGCAGGUUAUCGAACCGAAUAUUCCGGUAUCAAAUAUGGUUUCUUUUUUCUUGUUUCUUACUUAUCCUUAUUAGUUUCCUCUUUAUUUGUAACAGUUCUUUACUUAGGCGGGUGGAAUUUCUCUAUUCCCUACAUAUCCACGAUUCUCCCAGUGUAGGAAUCACACUAGUUAUCUUGACCUUGAUUCGGUCAAGCAGUUUUUCCUUACUAUACUCCAGUACGAACAGGAAAAGAAUCUGUGUACUCAACGGUGCAUUAGUAAUUAUCUGGGAUUUCUUUUGCUCUUUAAAGCAAAACGGUGUCUUGACUCUCAAGAAUAGUGCGUGUUAAUAUCCAUGUAGAUAAAGAUAGAGAUAGCAACGAACUGGAUGCAUAGUAAAACUCAAAACUUGUGACUUGUUCUCGUAGGCUAACUAACCAAAUCAUAGGAUCUAACACGAGACCGGAUAAAUACCGCGCCCCCGCCGCGUCUAUCUAUAUAAGCUAAUCCCUCGACCUCAACCGACUCCCAAAUCUCAAUUGCUUUGGCUCUCUCUCUCCCUCCCUUUCGCCGCGUGCGCCGUCCAAUCCAAACCAAUCCCAAGUCCCCACCCGCUCGCGGCGAGCAAAGCAAGAUGAUUUCCCCGGACGCGGCCCGCAACGUCGUCGGCAAUGUCAUCUCCUUCGGCCUCUUCCUCUCCCCUGUGUAAGCUGCCGCCGCCAUCCCCCUCGUCCGCUUGUCUAGUCUACUCUCUAUGGAAGGUGGUUGGUAAUUAGGGUUUGAUUCUGAUGAGGGGGCGCUUGCUUUUUGCUUGUACAUGUGCAGGCCGACGUUCUGGCGGAUCAUCAAGAACAAGGACGUGGAGGAGUUCAAGUCGGACCCGUACCUAGCGACGCUGCUCAACUGCAUGCUCUGGGUGUUCUACGGCAUCCUCUGCGUCAUAUUCGGCUCGGCAAUGUACGCCUCCCCGCUCACCAUCAUGGGUAAAGUGAUCAAGACCAAGAGCGUCGAGUACAUGCCCUUCUUCCUGUCGCUGGUGAGCUUCCUCAACGGCGUCUGCUGGACGUCCUACGCUCUCAUCAAAUUCGACCUCUACGUCACGAUCCCCAAUGGCCUCGGUGCGCUGUUCGGCCUCGUCCUGUACGCCUGCUACUACAAGUCGACCCCCAAGAAGGAGAAGAACGUCAAGCUAAAAUGUGAUUGAAGGCCCGCCCGCUUCCUGGCUCCUUGACUGCAAUAACAAGUGCUAGCUACAGUAAGAACAAGGGAAUCUAGAGACCGAGACUGAAAGAAAAGGCUAGGCUACUUCUAUUCGUUAUUCGUUUCCCAUAUGAUUUUCCAUAUUUUACCAUAAAAAAUAGGAUGUUUUUAGCCAUUUAUUGUUAGUACUGAAAUCAGGCAUAAAGGAUUUUACGGGGGGUAAAGAAGUUAUUUCAACAACGUUCCUGUCAUCAAAUCCUGAUUCAACAAAGCCAUGCCAGCUGUGUUGGUCGUUCCUCCGAUUCAAAGUUCUCUUGGAUUCCAAAAAGCAUCGCUACCCGCAUACUGAAGUUGCUUAAAUCUAUUGAAUUCCACCUCUGCACCUCUUUCUUGGGGCAUAGGUGAACCUAUAAUUGAUAGUAGAGCGUAUGCUAAAUCCCCAACCCUCAUGAUGCACUUCGUUUGAUUCAUUCCGCUUAUCGUACCACUUAGAGCUUUCAAACCCUUUUCUUAGCGCUGCGGUAAUAUGUUGUUAUUUAGAAAUAGGAAUGGUAUGUUUAAUAGCUCGCAUAUGUGUGUUUCAGAUUCUAUAGUACUCGGUUCUUCUGUUCGACGAGUUCUGAUUUUCCUAGGUCUAAUAAUAUGUUUACUGGUUCGUUUUCACCGGAGGAGGCAGCUAGAAAUCCUGUUUUGUCAGUAGGUUGGCGUACAAGGAGGAUAAAGGAAAGCCCGUUUGUAGUUCAAUUCGUUAGAACCAAAUGGCACGUUGAGAAACGAGAACUUCCACAUGCCGAGCAUCAUUACCGUACUGGUGACUUCACCACCUGUUCAACUAUUAGCUUUCUUGCCUUAUCACAAUCGAAUGAAUUGAGACAACCAGAGCAACUGGAACUACUACAUCUGAGAGAGAUGAGGAACCUAACCUACGGUGAAAGCCGAAAGCCUUACGCAUUGCUUUAAGAAUGGGUCUAGCGGGCGUAUGGAAUCCGUGACCCCUAUCUCUUCACUUUCUUAAUUAUGACAGUCAAGUUGAAUCGAUUUUACGGGGUUUCUUACCCGUUUUUCCAGUCUCAGUAAAGUGCCAUCAAUUGGAUGAAAGAAUCCCGCCCUCUAGUCGAGUGUGAAGGGAGGAGAAGAGGGAAGAUGGUUAUUCUUUUUCUUCUAGGCAAGGAAUGGGUAAACGCAGCCCUGUAAGGAGUAGGUAGCUCUCAGCCCUUCCCGGUAUGUAUUCAUUGGUUGCUGUAAGCCCUACUUUCGAUCAAUAAGUAAUACGCGAAGUCGCUAGCUCCACGUGCCAUGCGCAUCCUUCUCUUAA
Hordeum vulgare subsp. vulgare (domesticated barley) is the source of this 2733-nucleotide messenger RNA. Its product is annotated as bidirectional sugar transporter SWEET6a-like. The transcript is spliced from 3 exons. Gene Ontology annotation, molecular function: sugar transmembrane transporter activity. Gene Ontology annotation, cellular component: membrane. NCBI's taxonomy places the organism in Eukaryota, Viridiplantae, Streptophyta, Magnoliopsida, Poales, Poaceae. Gene Ontology annotation, biological process: carbohydrate transport. The record is from RefSeq and is a predicted model, not a curated record. Bases 1036 to 1422 code for a protein of 128 amino acids.